AUGCAUUCAAUAGCCUCCCUCGGCCCCGGAGAUCUCACUCCAUUUCCCAACCCAGGAGUUCGCAGAAUUGGAUUUGGAGAAGAUCCACCUCAAUUCACCGUCGCCCAUCUUCUCAUCCAUGGCUGGGCUGUCCAGAGGUUAUCAGAAUGCAACGACCCACCCAUCGGCGACUUCAAAAUCUGGGCGAAAGAAGUCGAUUCACUCAGUCCAAAAGAGCGUGAAGAACUUCCGCGAGACUCAGACCUAAAAUCUUGCCAUACAUUAUGGCGUGAUCAAAUCUAUUAUAUGUGGAAUCAUGUCUUUUAUGAUGUUGGCAAUUGGAUGGCAAACACGUACGGCACUGGGACAUUCAAACCACCCAACACAGAGGUCUUCCCCAUCGAAUUCCCGAAACCCCACGAGAAUGGCGAUGGUGAGAAGAAACCUGUCGCAACUAAAGUUUGGGAUACAGAGACUCUGCUUGCUCCGGCUUACUUAGCCCCGGGGGUUUCUUUGCGCGUUGAGACGUUUGAGCCCGGUCAAGAGAAUGGUGAACCUUUUCACCCUGCGGACUUUAACCAUAAGGAUCGUUAUAACGUUUGGUAUGUGAAGAAGGGAUUGCAAAUGCGAUUUUAUGUUGAAGGAGACUGGGAUCAAAGCACGGAUGGGGUGGCUGCGGUGAUGGUCUACGGGAAUAUGUUAGGCGAGCCAUUCAAGUUUGUGGACGAAGAGAGUGAGGAGAGCGAAGAAGACGAGAAUGGUGAACAUGAAGAGUAG
Penicillium antarcticum is the source of this 756-nucleotide messenger RNA. RefSeq lists its product as uncharacterized. The record is from RefSeq and is a predicted model, not a curated record. Bases 1 to 756 code for a protein of 251 amino acids. The transcript has a single exon. Lineage: Eukaryota; Fungi; Ascomycota; Eurotiomycetes; Eurotiales; Aspergillaceae.